Cryptomeria japonica (Japanese cedar) is the source of this 1197-nucleotide messenger RNA. Its product is annotated as 2-methylene-furan-3-one reductase. Lineage: Eukaryota; Viridiplantae; Streptophyta; Pinopsida; Cupressales; Cupressaceae. The record is from RefSeq and is a predicted model, not a curated record. The transcript is spliced from 3 exons. The coding region runs from base 30 to 1037 and encodes 335 amino acids. Gene Ontology annotation, molecular function: oxidoreductase activity, acting on the CH-CH group of donors, NAD or NADP as acceptor.
GGCAACAAGAUCGGCUGUUGUGAGUAAAAAUGGAGAAGGCACGGUUUGACGAGGAGAAUGGAUCUCCCGACGUUCCAAGUGCAGGAUCCGGCAGCGUUUUGAUUAAAGUUCGUGCAGCUUCUGUCAAUCCUGUGGAAUACAAGAUGCGCCAAUGUGCAGUCUUGCGCAGCGCAAAUGCCCCGUUUGCUAUGGUGCCGGGGUUUGCAUUACCAGGAGUCGUUGCCGGCGUGUCGAAGUUUAAGAAGGGCGACGAGGUUUACGGCAACAUUCACGAUUUCACGGGUGGAAACCCUAAGCAGGCGGGCGCUCUGGAAGACUUUGCGGUGGCGGAUGAUCACAUGUUGGCGUUGAAGCCGAGCAGUUUGUCUUUCGAGGAAGCCGCCACUUUGCCGCUUGCGCUGCAGGCGUUCGACACCGUUGAUUUUCAGAAGGGGCAGAGCGUGUUUAUCGUGGGAGGCGCGGGCGGUGUGGGUAGCCUGGCCAUCCAACUGGCGAAGAAUGUUUUCGAAGCUUCUAGAAUUGUUUCGAGUUGCAUCACGGGGAAAUUUGAGUUUGUGAAAAGCCUGGGGGCAGAUCUGGUGGUAGAUUACACCAAGCAGAGCUACGAGCAAGUGGAUGAGAAAUUCGAUUUUGUUUUCGACACCAUAGGCGAAUCAUUCAAAUCUUAUGUGGUUGUAAAGGAGGGAGGUAAAAUCGUGGACAUUGCAUCGUUUCCCCCGCAUCCGAGAGCAUUGCAGUUUAUUGUGAAACCCCAAGGCAGUGAUCUGGAAAGGCUCGGCAAAUACAUUGAUAGCGGGAAGCUGAAACCUGUGAUCGACCCAAAGAGCCCCUAUGCUUUUUCUGAUGUUGUGAAGACAUCCAAACACCUGAAGAGUAGACGAGCUAGAGGAAAGAUUGUCAUUUCACCCAGAGCGGUUAAUUUGAUCAUGGCUUUCAUCAUCAGUUUGGCCUUCAUUUUCAUUAUUGUAGCGGCAGCAGCAGAAACACAACCUACCAAUCCUAAGCUUAAUCGAGGAGGAGAUCCACAACAUAAUUAAGUUAUCGUAGUCAUGUAUGGAACUAUGAACUCUCUUAAUAAUUUAUGAUUACAGAUUGUUAAGAAAACUCAGAUGUUUGGGGGCCCAUGGCCUAUCAUAGAUUUUGUUGGUUUGCUCUUGUUGACAUGAAGCGAGUGAAAAGACUGUCAUUUCCCCCACU